AUGUCUCUGCACUUUUUGGCAGUCGCGACUCUCCUGAAGGUUUGUUUCUGCAGCGAAGAACCGAAUUACCCAGAGCUGAAUCCUGAGUUCGAAAGUUUUCAGGACAUGUCUAAGGGCUUCCCGCUCACUGAAACCUGGUACAUCCUGUACAGAAACUACGAAGAUGACCCUGUAUUUGGCACUGAUAAAUGUGUAAGGUUUAAUCAGGAGAAUCCGGCAACCGAUGGUGAAUAUCCGGUCACCUUCAAGUCUGGAGAGGACAGCGAACCUAUUAACACGAAGAUAAUGCUUGAACCCUCAGAAGGAUAUACCGUAACGAAUCGGAUUAUCCUUUCUCCCGAAGGCCAAAGUGACACGCUGACCGUGUAUACGGCUUACAUGGAUCCGGAUGCAAAGUGCGGUGUCACAAGGAACCUCUACGUUAGCGACACUGCAUGCUGUGUCGCCGUUCCAGAGAGCCAACUGGAAAACCAAUUGAUUAGUUGUGAUUUUAUAUACUACCUACUAUGCGGUACCAACAAAAUCCAAAUUCAUGACGACAGCUGUUAA
Ixodes scapularis (black-legged tick) is the source of this 549-nucleotide messenger RNA. RefSeq lists its product as uncharacterized. Lineage: Eukaryota; Metazoa; Arthropoda; Arachnida; Ixodida; Ixodidae. The record is from RefSeq and is a predicted model, not a curated record. Bases 1 to 549 code for a protein of 182 amino acids. Gene Ontology annotation, biological process: symbiont-mediated perturbation of host defenses. The transcript has 5 exons. Gene Ontology annotation, molecular function: amine binding.